Scleropages formosus (Asian bonytongue) is the source of this 2514-nucleotide messenger RNA. It is a transcript of the gene nelfcd, whose product is annotated as negative elongation factor complex member C/D. NCBI's taxonomy places the organism in Eukaryota, Metazoa, Chordata, Actinopteri, Osteoglossiformes, Osteoglossidae. The record is from RefSeq and is a predicted model, not a curated record. Gene Ontology annotation, molecular function: RNA binding. Gene Ontology annotation, cellular component: NELF complex; nucleus. Gene Ontology annotation, biological process: negative regulation of transcription elongation by RNA polymerase II. The transcript is spliced from 16 exons. Bases 86 to 1825 code for a protein of 579 amino acids.
CGCGCACGCGGACACCUGUCCUAUAAUAUAUAGCGAGUAAUUCGUGAAGGGGAACAACGGGUGGUAAAUACUGAGUCUUUCUCCAAUGGAAGAAGAAUAUUACGGAACGGCUGGAGAUUGGGAUGGCCCAGAUGGUGGCAUGGAGGACGGCUAUGUGGAAGGGGAGUCCGACUGCAAAAUACAGGAAGAAUGUCUGCAGAAGUUCUCCUCCAGGGACUACAUCAUGGAGCCCGCCGUUUUCAAUACGCUCAAAACGUAUUUCCAAGCAGGUGGUUCCCCAGAGCACGUUAUUCAACUCUUGUCUGAAAACUACUCUGCUGUGGCACAGACUGUUAACCUUCUUGCCGAGUGGCUAAUUCAGAUGGGUGUUGAGCCAGCACAGGUACAAGAGCGUGUAGAGAAUCACCUGAAGAGUCUUCUGAUCAAGCACUUUGACCCUCAGAAAGCUGACUCCAUCUUCACUGUGGAAGGAGAGACUCCAGCCUGGCUGGAACAGAUGAUUGCCCACACCACGUGGAGAGACCUUUUCUAUAAGCUGGCCGAGGCCCAUCCUGACUGCCUUAUGCUCAAUUUUACUGUAAAGCUCAUUUCAGAUGCAGGCUACCAAGGUGAGAUCACCAGUGUAUCCACUGCAUGCCAGCAGCUAGAGGUGUUUUCCCGCGUGCUGCGGACCUCCUUGGCUACGCUGUUAGAUGGUGGGGAGGAUAAUCUGGAGAAGAACCUUCCGGAGUUUGCUAAGAUGGUGUGCCACGGAGAGCACACAUACCUGUUUGCUCAAGCUAUGAUGUCCAUUCUAUCCCAGGAAGAGCAGGGAGGCUCUGCUAUGCGUAGGAUUGCUCAGGAGGUGCAGAAGUACGCUCAUCAGAGGGGCCAUGAUGCCAGUCAGAUCACUUUGGCCCUGGGCACAGCAGCAGCGUACCCUCGUGCAUGCCAGGCCCUGGGGGCUAUGCUUUCCAAAGGAGCACUGAACCCUGCUGACAUCACCGUGCUGUUCAAGAUGUUCAGCAGUAUGGAUCCUCCCCCCGUGGAGCUUAUACGAGUACCUGCCUUUCUGGACCUCUUUAUGCAGUCUCUGUUCAAGCCAGGAGCCAAGAUCAACCAGGACCACAAACACAAGUAUAUUCACAUCCUGGCAUAUGCUGCUAGUGUGGUUGAGACCUGGAAGAAGAACAAACGAGUGAACAUUAAUAAGGAUGAGCUCAAGUCCACCUCUAAGGCUGUGGAGACGGUGCACAAUCUGUGCUGCAAUGAGAACAAGGGAGCCACAGAGCUGGUGGCUGAGCUCAGCACACUGUACCAGUGCAUCCGUUUCCCGGUUGUGGCCAUGGGCGUACUGAAAUGGGUGGACUGGACAGUGUCAGAACCCCGCUACUUCCAGCUACAGACUGACCACACUCCUGUGCAUCUGGCACUGCUGGAUGAGAUCAGCACCUGCCACCAGCUCCUGCACCCUCAAGUGCUGCAGCUACUCGUCAAGCUGUUUGAGACGGAGCAUUCCCAGCUCGAUGUCAUGGAGCAGCUCGAACUGAAGAAGACCCUGCUGGACCGCAUGGUCCACCUGCUCAGCAGAGGUUGUGUGCUGCCAGUGGUCAGCUACAUCCGCAAGUGCCUGGAAAAGCUCAACACUGACAUUUCACUCAUCCGCUACUUUGUCACAGAGGUGCUGGAUGUGAUCGCACCUCCUUACACGUCGGACUUUGUGCAGCUAUUUCUGCCCAUCCUGGAGAACGACAGCAUUGCUGGCACCAUCCGUACAGAGGGGGAGCACGACCCUGUCGCCGAGUUCAUUGCUCACUGCAAAUCCAACUUCAUCAUGAUGAACUGAAGUGUUUGCGCUAAACAGCAGUGGAUGGCCAGGUGCACAGGAGUGCUACUGCGUCCUGGAUGGCUCUGAAGGACAAGUGUGACACCAGUUAGCCAGCUGGUCCUGGACUGGUCUCUUUCCAGGAGCUAGCGAGUAUAAGGGCAUCCUCUUGUUGGUUUGUAUAUAUAGACUUUUACUUGAAGGUACAACAUGUUAAACUUGUCUUGACACCAAGGUGAGAAUAGGGAGGGGGGGGAAUGUAGACACUGUGUUUCUUCAAGGUAGUCUGGUACUGCACAGAGAUUGAUUAUGAAGACAUUAACAUGUGAGUUGUAUCAGUUUUUUCCUUCCUUUUUACAAGUUUAUGAUCUUAUAAAUUCAAAGUUAAAGGUUUUUCAAAGUAUGUAAAUUGUGCUUUUCUUUUACUACUGUGGAAGAACUGAAGGUCCAGAUAAAUCUAGACCUAUGCCCCAUUAAAUGUUUUUGUGUACAAAGCCUCAUCUGUCCCAUUCACUUCUGAGUAGAGAGAAUUUUCUUAUCCGUGUUAGCAGCAUGUGUAUAAAUACAAGCAGAAAGUCAAGGCAACUCUUUCUUUAAAAUAUUGCACUAGGAUCAUGCAUACACUUAGUGAAGCUUACACAUUUUAUUUAAAGAAAAUAUAAGGCACAUAAAACUAAACGUAGCAGCCGGCCUCAGAGGGUUUCCUCCAA